Molecule: messenger RNA, 273 nt
Organism: Torulaspora globosa
Lineage: Eukaryota; Fungi; Ascomycota; Saccharomycetes; Saccharomycetales; Saccharomycetaceae
Gene: MAK31
Product: Mak31p
Exons: 1
Coding region: 1-273 (90 amino acids)
Cellular component (GO): NatC complex
Source: RefSeq, a predicted model, not a curated record
AUGGACAAACUGAGACUGCCAGACUUCAUAGGAUCGACUCUACACAUCUCGCUGGGCGACAAGAGAGUGCUCACCGGCACGCUGAUGGCGAUGGACUGCCAAUUGAACCUCCUGCUUGAUCACGUGCGGGAGACGAGACUGGACGACGGGAAUCAAAGACUGCUGGGGCUGGUCAGUGUGCCUCGGGCCACGAUCAGCUCGAUCAAGUUGGACCGGGAUACGCUGGAGCAUCUGUGCCGGUUGAGGCAGGAGUUCAUGCGACAAGUCGUGUGA